This is a messenger RNA of Zasmidium cellare ATCC 36951, 1563 nucleotides long. RefSeq lists its product as uncharacterized. Lineage: Eukaryota; Fungi; Ascomycota; Dothideomycetes; Mycosphaerellales; Mycosphaerellaceae. Gene Ontology annotation, molecular function: heme binding; iron ion binding; monooxygenase activity. The record is from RefSeq and is a predicted model, not a curated record. The transcript is spliced from 4 exons. Bases 1 to 1563 code for a protein of 520 amino acids.
AUGACUUUACUUCCAUCCUUGACCUUACUAUACUAUGUCUUUGUACCCAUCGCGUCGUCUCUCAUGGUUCUCGUUCUCGGGAUCGUUGGACUUCAGCUUGCUCGUGUCUACCUGGCUCCAAUUCCUGCAAAUCUACCAUGGGCUGGUCUCAAAGGCGACCGGUUCCUGCCCAAACUCAGAGCUACAUUGAGAGAGCUUUCUGUCAAGCGUGUGGUCAUCGAGGAAGGCUACGAGAAGUACAGCAAACACGAGAAGCCUUUCGUGCUUCCGUCAUUACAUUGGCCAAUUGUUGUCCUCCCUGCGUCCAAGACACGGUGGAUAAUCUCUCAGCCAGAUAGUGUCCUCAGCACGAUUGCUAUUCACGACGAUCUCACUGGGCCGCAGUACUUUGGCCAUGGACCAGACGCAGCAGCUUGCCACGACUUCAGUAUAAUCACUCGAGACCUGACGAGAAACAUUGGCAAGCUCACUUCCGUUCUGCUCAAAGAAAUUCAAGAUAGUUGUCGAAGACAACUUGACAGCGAUGAAUGGAGCGAAGUCGAGCCGGCCAGUGUGAUGAAGAAAGUUGCCGGCGAAUCAGUGAGUAGGGCUGUUGUCGGCAAGGAGUUAGCCCAUCACGAGCUAUACUUGGAGAGACUGCAUGCUUGGGAGUAUGGCUUCGGCUACUGUGGACUGAUCUUUGGUCAGUUAUGUCCAAGGUGGUUGAAGCCUCUCGCUGGGAGAGUGCUCAUGCUGCCUGUGAUGCUCUUGAAAUGGAGGGUUGGACUUUUGGUCUAUCCUAAAUUAAAGCAGAGGAUAAGCCGCCUGAGGGAGUCGGACGACACAGCUGCUGAAAAUGAUUUGAUGCAAUGGGUUAUCGAAAGUGCUGAGCGAGACCCGGAUCCUAGAGCAAGGAACUUGGACAACAUUCUCGGUCGGACGAUGAUGUACAACAUGUUUGCGCAGCACACGACACAGCACACCGCUGCUACGGUUCUCUUCGAUCUGCUCUCAUACCCUUCUGGCCACGAAGUCCUCCCAGCGCUCAUUGAGGAAGCCAAAGCCAUCCUACCCAAGCUAGGUGACGACCCAUACGCCACACGGGACAUGGUCAAGCUCGACUCAACAAUCCGCGAAAGCAUGCGGCUGAAUCCCAUGUUCGCGAAAGGAAUUCCCAAGGAGGUUGUGAAGCCAGGAGGAUUGACUACACCAGACGGGCUGUUCUUACCCCAAGGAUGCCACGUUUCUACCGCGAGUGCCAGUUUCACUAUGCGGGACGCCGAGUUUUACGAAGAUGGGAACGAGUUCAAGCCGCUGCGGUUCUGUGAAGUGGCAGUCGAAUUGGGAACGAAGCAGAAAGCUGCCUCACAGGUUGACGAGCAAUUCUUGGCCUUUUCGCUUGGAAAGCAUGCAUGCCCAGGCAGAUUCUUUGCCGCUCACAUGCUGAAGCUCAUGCUUGGCCAUGUCUUGGUCAACUACGAGUUUGAAAUGCUCCAGGAAAGGCCGGAGUUCGUCACUUUUGGCGAUCUGACUAUGCCGCCGUCGACGAAGGUGAAAGUUCGGAGGAGGAGGUCCCAGAUGUAG